AUGUUUGGUGGGUUGGAAGAUGAUGUAGAUCUUGAUCUUGAUGUAGAACAUGCCACUGACUGUACAAAAUGCUCAGGAGACUCAUGGUCUGAUGAUCGAAGAAGGGUCUGCAUUCCGAAGCUGGUAGAGUACCUGUCAAACAGUGAUCCAUUGGGUGCAGUCCUGGCUGCUGUUACCAUUUCUAUGUCCAUCAUUCCUGCCCUUGCACUUUGGAUUUUCAUUGCAUAUAGGGACACACCGAUUGUAAAAGCAAACAACUGCAAUCUCAGCUACUGUUUGCUAGUAGCUCUCAGUCUUUGCUUUCUCUGUGCAUUAAUAUUUAUUGGAAAACCAAGCAAUGCAACCUGUUUUGUCAGACAAUCUGCAUUUGGAAUUGUAUUUUCUGUUUGUAUUUCUAUUAUUUUAGCAAAAACUAUCACAGUUGCUAUCGCAUUUGGUGCAGCAACCCCAGGAAGUUUCCAGCAGAAGUGGGUGGGAUCCAAUACACCAAGUUUCAUAGGACUUUUCUGUUCUUUUAUACAGAUAUGUAUUUGCUCUGUUUGGCUUGGAUAUUCAGCACCUUUUGCGGAGGAAAACUUGAACACGUAUAAGGACAAAAUAAUCAUAGAAUGCAAUGAAGGAUCUAAAAUACUGUUUUACUGCAUGCUUGGAUAUCUUGGUCUCCUAGCAAUUAUAAGUUUCAUAGUGGCCUUUUCAGUAAGGAAAUUGCCAGAUAGAUACAACGAGGCAAAGUUUAUCACAUUUAGUAUGUUAAUUUUUGUUAGUGUUUGGCUGUCAUUUAUUCCAGCAUACCUAAAUACUAAAGGAAAAUACGUGGUCGCUGUGGAGAUAUUUGCAAUUUUGUCCUCAGGGUUUGGGCUUCUAGGUUGUAUUUUCUUUCCAAAGUGCAUUGUAAUUCUGCUGAGACCUGAUCUGAAUACAAAAGGAAGUGUUACACAAAAAUCAUAUUAA
Molecule: messenger RNA, 951 nt
Organism: Protopterus annectens (West African lungfish)
Lineage: Eukaryota; Metazoa; Chordata; Ceratodontiformes; Protopteridae
Product: vomeronasal type-2 receptor 26-like
Exons: 2
Coding region: 1-951 (316 amino acids)
Biological process (GO): G protein-coupled receptor signaling pathway
Cellular component (GO): membrane
Molecular function (GO): G protein-coupled receptor activity
Source: RefSeq, a predicted model, not a curated record